UCCUCCCUGAAGCACAGCAGCAGCUAUGAAAUCCUGCCACCUCACAUGUCUGAGCUGAGGGUUGUUCUGCUGGGGAACAGCUGGUCUGAGAGGAGUUCAGUGGGGAACAUCCUACUGGGAGAGACUAAGUUCAACACUGAGGAAGAACCAGACCGCUGUCUGAGAGAAAGAGGACGGUUAAAGGAGAAAGAAAUAGUUCUCAUCAACACCCCAGAUCUGCUGCAUCCCAACAUCUCUCAACACAAACUGACAGAACAUGUGACAAACUGUGUGAGACUCUCUGAUCCUGGACCUCAUGUGUUCCUGCUGGUUCUACAGCCUGAAGACUUCACUGAGAAACACAAACUGAGGCUCUGCAGAGUCCUGAAACUCUUCAGUGAUCGAUCAUUUGAUCAUUCACUGGUUCUGAUAUCAACACCCAGAGUGGAGGUUCCAGGUUUGAUGGACAAAUACAUGGAACAGCCUCCAUUAAAAGACCUGAUCAGAAAAUGUCGAUACAGAUACCUGAAGCAGAAGAACCUCGACCUCACAGAACUGUUAACACAAUUGGAUAAAACUGUAAAAGAGAAUAAUGGAGAUCAUGUCAGUUGUGAAGUGUUUGAGGAUGCAGGUUCAAUCAUCAGACCAAAGUCUGAACACAUCAGACCAGCUUUAAACCUGGUUCUGUGUGGGAGGAGAGGAGCAGGGAAGACUUCAGCAGCCAAGGCCAUUUUAGCUCAGACAGAGUUUCAUUCAUACUCCGUCUCAUCAGAGUGUGUUAAACAUCAGGGAGAGGUGUGUGGACGUUGGGUUUCCCUGGUGGAGCUGCCUGCCUUGUAUGGAAAACCUCAGGAGGCAGUGAUGGAGGAAUCACUCAGGUGUAUCUCCCUCUGUGAUCCUGAGGGCGUCCAUGUCUUCAUCCUGGUCCUACCUGUGGGUCCCCUCACUGAUGAAGACAAGGGAGAGUUAAAGACCAUCCAGAACACAUUCAGCUCUCGAGUCGAUGACUUCACCAUGAUUCUGUUCACUGUGGAGUCAGAUCCUGCAGCUCCAGCUGUUGUUAACUUUGUAAAGGAAAACAAGGACAUCCAGGAGCUCCGUCAGAGCUGUGGAGGAAGAUAUGUUGUUCUCAACAUCAAGGACGAGCAGCAGAUCCCAGAGCUGCUGGACAUGGUGGACAAGAUGAGACAAUCUGAAAAUAAACCAUCCUGCUAUACAGCUGUAACAUUUGCACGUGCACAAAUGGAAAAGGUCAUACAACAAGAGAGGAUAAUAAAGAAGAACAAGAUCACUUGUGAUGAUGAGGAGCAGAGCCCAGAGAGUCUCAGGAUUGUGCUGAUAGGGAACACUGGAAGUGGAAAGAGCUCUACAGGAAACACCAUUCUAGGAAGAGACGAGUUCAAAGCUGAAUCAAGUCAAACAUCAGUCACCAAACUUUGUCAGAAAGCACAGAGUAAAGUGGACGGUCGUCCGGUCGUUGUGGUCGACACUCCUGGUCUGUUUGACACAACUUUGUCCCAUGAAGAGGUUCAUGAGGAGAUGGUAAAAUGCAUCAGUCUUCUGGCUCCAGGACCACAUGUCUUCCUGUUGGUGUUACAGAUCGGGAGACUCACACCAGAGGAGAAGGAGACAUUAAAACUCAUCAAGGAAGGCUUUGGGAAAAAUGCUGAAAAGUUCACCAUCAUUCUUUUAACUGGAGGAGAUAAACUGGAGGAUGAGAAAGUUUCCAUUGAAGAAUACAUUGAACAUAAAUGUGAUGCUUCCUUUAAGAAGCUGAUCUCUGACUGUGGAGGAAGAUACCAUGUGUUUGAUAACUAUGAUGAAGAAAACCGCACACAAGUCAGUGAGCUGAUAACCAAGAUUGACACCAUGGUGAAGGAAAAUGGAGGCAGCUGCUACACCAAUGAGAUGCUGCAAGAGGCCGAGGCAGCUAUAAAGAAAGAAAUGGAGAGAAUCCUGAAGGAGAAGGAAGAAGAGAUGAAGAGAGAGAGGGAGGAGCUUCAAAGAAAACAUGAGGAGGAAAUGCAAGAGAUGAAAAGAAGAAUGAAAGAACAGAGAGCAGAAACUGAAAAGGAGAGAAAACUGAGAGAAAAACAACUUAAAGAAAAGGAGGAGAAGAUAAAGAAGGAACAUGAGGAGAGAAAGAAAGAACAGGAAAUGAGAGAAGAAGAAGACAAGAAGAGAAAAGAACAGGAAGAAGGUCAACGACAGGAGUGGGAACGAAAGGUUGAAGCUUUGGAGCAAAAUAUAAGAUCAGAGUCAGAAUCAAAGGAAAUGAUUGACAGAAAGCUGAAGGAGAGCAGAGAAGAGAUGAGAAAAGAACGAGAGAACUGGGAGAAAACACAAAAUGAAUGGUGGAAAAAACGAUAUGAAGAAGAUGAACGGAGACGACAGGAGGAACAAAGAAGACUUAGAAAGCUUCAAGAAGAAUACGAACAGGAAAGAGAAAAUGAUGAAACGAAAAGAAAGGAAGAGGACAGAAUCAGAAGAGAAAGAGAGGAAAAACAGAAAAAAGUACAGAGAGCAGAAAUUGAAAAGGAGAGAAAACUGAGAGAAAAAGAACUUGAAGAAAAGGAGGAGAAGAUAAAGAAGGAACGUGAGGAGAGAAAGAAAGAACAGGAAAUGAGAGAAGAAGAAGACAGGAAGAGAAAACAACAGGAAGAAAUUCAACGACAGGAGUGGAAACAAAAGGUUGAAGAUUUGGAGCAAAAAAUAAGAUCAGAGUCAGAAUCAAAGGAAACCAUUGACAGAAAGCUGAAGGAGAGCAGAGAAGAGAUGAGAAAAGAACGAGAGAACUGGGAGAAAACACAAAGAGAAUGGUGGGAAAAACGAUAUGAAGAAGAAGAACAGAGACGACUGGAGGAACAAAGAAGACUUAGAAAGCUUCAAGAAGAAUACGAACAGGAAAGAGAAAAUUAUGAAAAGAAAAGAAAGGAAGAGGACAGAAUCAGAAGAGAAAGAGAGGAAAAAGAGAGAAAAAGACAGAGAGCAGAAAUUGAAAAGGAGAGAAAACUGAAGGAAAAAAUACUUAAAGAAAAGGAGGAGAAGAUAAAGAAGGAACGUGAGGAGAGAAAGAAAGAACAGGAAAUGAGAGAAGAAGAAGACAAGAAGAGAAAACAACAGGAAGAAAUUAAACGACAGGAGUGGGAACGAAAGAUUGAAGCUUUGGAGCAAAAUAUAAGAUCAGAGUCAGAAUCAAAGGAAACCAUUGACAGAAAGCUGAAGGAGAGCAGAGAAGAGAUGAGAAAAGAACGAGAGAACUGGGAGAAAACACAAAGAGAAUUGUGGAAAAAACGAAAACAAGAAGAAGAACAGAGACGACUGGAGGAACAAAGAAGACUUAGAAAGCUUCAAGAAGAAUACGAACAGGAAAGAGAAAAUGAUGAAAAGAAAAGAAAGGAAGAGGACAGAAUCAGAAGAGAAAGAGAGGAAAAAGAGAAAAAAGACAUCGAAGAGAAACAUCAGAAACAAAUGGAGAAUCAGAAAAAGACAUAUGAAGAGGAGGCUAGAAAGAAAGAACAGGAAAUCAGACAAGAAGAAGACAAGAAGAGAAAACAACAGGAAGAAGGUCAACAACAGGAGUGGAAACAAAAGGUUGAAGCUUUGGAGCAAAAAAUAAGAUCAGAGUCAGAAUCAAAGGAAACCAUUGACAGACAGCUGAAGGAGAGCAGAGAAGAGAUGAGAAAAGAACGAGAGAACUGGGAGAAAACACAAAGAGAAUGGCGGGAAAAACGAAAACAAGAAGACGAACAGAAACGACAGGAGGAACAAAGAAGACUUAGAAAGCUUCAAGAAGAAUACGAACAGGAAAGGGAAAAUUAUGAAAAGAAAAGAAAGGAAGAGGACAGAAUCAGAAGAGAACAAGAGGAAAAAGAGAAAAAAGACAUUGAGGAGAAACAGAAGAAGAAAAUGGAGAAUCUGAAGAAGACGUGUGAAGAGGAGGCCAGACAGAAAGCUGAAGGGUUGAAUGAAUUCAAAGAGAAAUACAAGAAGGAGUUUGCAGCUCAGAAGAAACAGCAUGAAGAAAUAAUGACAGAAAAAGAUAAACAAUAUGACAUCUUAAAGGCAUUUUUAGCCCGCAAUGAAGAACAACUAAAGAAAAAAUAUCAAGGUGAAAUUUCUGACUUAGUGAAAUGUGUGACCAAGAAGAGAGAAAACCUUGAAACUAUCAAUGACUUACUGAAGAAACAUGAAGAAGAAAUGAAUAAUGUGAAAAAUGAUCAGGAAAAGAAAAAUCUGCAGGAAACACAUGACAAAGAACUAAGUGACCUGAUACAGGAACUUUUGAAACAAGAAGACACAUCAUGGUGUUCUAUUUUAUGAGGAUCUGUUUCAUGUAA
Micropterus salmoides (largemouth bass) is the source of this 4319-nucleotide messenger RNA. RefSeq names its product trichohyalin-like. The coding region runs from base 46 to 4302 and encodes 1418 amino acids. The transcript has 3 exons. Gene Ontology annotation, molecular function: GTP binding. Lineage: Eukaryota; Metazoa; Chordata; Actinopteri; Centrarchiformes; Centrarchidae. The record is from RefSeq and is a predicted model, not a curated record.